Messenger RNA from Rotaria sp. Silwood1, 1302 nucleotides. Lineage: Eukaryota; Metazoa; Rotifera; Eurotatoria; Philodinida; Philodinidae. The record is from the annotation of a GenBank genome assembly.
AUGUAUGUCAGUACUGAUGUUGUUAAUCCUAAUACUAAUAGCAACAAUUUAGAGUCGAUUAUUUUUGAAAUUAAUUACAAUACAAAUUUGCAUUCAUCAUGUAUUGUAGCUAAUAUUACAUGCUACAGUCAACUUCGAGACGAAGAAGAAUUUUUAUUUGAUCUUGGAACAGUUUUUGAAAUAGAAAAAUUUUUCUAUAAUGAUGACAAGAAAUGUUGGAUGUGCAAAAUGAUUCCUUCGGGAAAAGCUGUAGAAAUAGCUAAAAAAUAUGUUAAUUUCCAAAGAAAUGAAAUGAACGAUGGUAAACUAGAUGUUUUAGUUUUAUUUGGUAAUCUACUGUAUGAUGUAAGAGAAUAUAGUAAAUGCCAUUACUAUUUUGAAAAUUUAUUAACUAUUCAAUCUGAUAAAAAUGCUCCUACUAUCAUUGACAUCUAUCGAGGAUUAGGACGAGUAUUUCUUGGUAUAAGUGAGUUUGAAUUAUCAAAAAAGUAUUUACAGCAUGCUUAUGAUUUAUGUAUCAAAAUUGAAUCAUCUUCUCCUAGCAAACUUGGGAGAAUAUUGAGCUAUAUAGGUUAUACAUAUGAUUUUCAAGAUGAAGACUAUUUGGAUUUAUUAAAUUUUGAUUUGGUAUUAAAUUAUUUUACGCAAGCACUUGAUAUAUAUAAGAAAACAUUUGAUGAUUUACAACAUCGUGAUGUAGCAAAGUGUUUAAAUCUUAUUGGUGAAGUUUAUUAUGGUAAAAACAAUCAUGAUGAUGAUAGUACAUGUCACAACUAUUACAGUCAAGCAUUAAACAUAUGAAAAAGUGUUUUAACUUGUAAUCAUCCAGAUUUGCCAUUAUGUUAUAAAAAUAUAACUCUAUUUUAUCUAAACAGAAAAUUAGACUAUAUUGAAGCAGAAAAAAUACUUCAAAAUAUUAUAUCAUAUAUAUGACAGAUAUUACCCAAAGAUCAUGCACACUUGAUUGAAAUACAUUAUAUACGGAAAAUGAUUUCAAAAUCUAGACAACAUUCACUGCUGUUUAUGACGAUCAAUACUGUGAAACUAAUUUUAUUCUUUUUUGUUAUCUUCAGUCGGCUUUUGGUUCUAGCAGCGUUUUAUGAAACACGAUUGUAAACGAGCGUUGAAGAAUAAAGUGAAAAAACUGAGCUAUUACAUAUAUCUCGCAUUGAGUAUGGGCCUGAGUCUUAUCUUCAAGGGGGAAAAAGCGGAUCCUGGAUCCUCGGAUCCUGGUGGAUCCUGUGAAUCCUACUGGAUCCUACUGGAUCCUCGUGGAUCCUAUUGGAUCCUGGCGGAUCCUGG